Molecule: messenger RNA, 2349 nt
Organism: Henningerozyma blattae CBS 6284
Lineage: Eukaryota; Fungi; Ascomycota; Saccharomycetes; Saccharomycetales; Saccharomycetaceae
Gene: MRE11
Product: MRX complex nuclease subunit
Exons: 1
Coding region: 1-2349 (782 amino acids)
Biological process (GO): double-strand break repair via homologous recombination; meiotic DNA double-strand break formation; mitotic intra-S DNA damage checkpoint signaling
Cellular component (GO): Mre11 complex; nucleus
Molecular function (GO): 3'-5'-DNA exonuclease activity; manganese ion binding; DNA endonuclease activity
Source: RefSeq, a predicted model, not a curated record
AUGGAUUUGCCUGAUGAAGAUACCAUUAGAAUUUUAAUUACGACAGAUAAUCAUGUGGGGUAUAAUGAAACAGAUCCAAUCACUGGUGAUGAUUCUUGGAAAACUUUUAAUGAGAUCAUGACUAUUGCUAAAAAAAACAAUGUUGAUAUGAUUGUCCAAUCUGGAGACUUAUUCCACAUUAAUAAACCCACUAAGAAAUCAUUGUAUCAAGUAAUGAAAUCCAUUAGAUCUAAUUGCUUGGGCAAUAGACCAUGUGAAUUGGAAUUAUUAAGUGACCCUUCGAAAGUUUUACAAUAUAACGAUUUUACAAAUUUGAAUUAUGAAGAUCCUAAUUAUAAUAUUUCUAUUCCAAUAUUUGGGAUAUCAGGGAAUCAUGAUGAUGCAUCAGGUGAUAAUCUUUUAUCUCCAAUGGAUAUUUUACACGUUUCUGGGUUAUUAAAUCAUUUUGGAAAAGUUACACAAACAGAUAAUAUUCAAUUAACUCCUUUAUUAUUUCAAAAAGGUAUAACAAAAUUAGCAUUAUAUGGUAUAGCAGCAGUUAGGGAUGAACGUUUAUUCAGAACUUUUAAAGAGGGAAACGUUAAAUUUGAAGUGCCUACAAUGCAAGAAUCGGAAUGGUUUAAUAUGAUCUGCAUUCAUCAAAAUCAUACACAACAUACAAAUACUGCAUUUUUACCUGAGCAAUUCUUACCUGAUUUCCUAGAUUUGGUCAUUUGGGGUCAUGAGCAUGAAUGCAUUCCUAAUUUAGCAUUUAAUCCAAACAAAAAUUUCAACGUCUUACAACCUGGCUCAUCAGUAGCAACUUCUUUAUGCGAUGCAGAGGCAAAAGAAAAGUUUGUAUUUAUAUUAGAAGUGAAAAAUGGAGAAAAACCAAAUUUAAUCCCAAUUAAAUUAAAUACAGUUAGGACAUUCCUUAUGAAAAAUAUCUCUUUAAGUGAUGUCCCAUAUUUAAGACCUCAUGAUAAAGAAUCAAUUUCCAAAUAUUUAACUCAACAGGUAGAAAUAAUAAUUGAAGAAGCAAAUGAAAUUACUAAGAAAAACUUACAAUCCCAGAUGAGCGAUGAUGCUACUAUAAAUUUUGAUCUAAGUCAAGAUAGCAAUGCUAAUGAAGAUGAGAAUGAAGAUUUAUUGAAAGAAUUACCGUUACCAUUAAUUAGGUUGCGAGUUGAUUAUAGUUCUCCAGUAAAUGCUCAAUCUGAUAUAGAUUUUCAAGUAGAGAAUCCACGUAGGUUUAGUAAUAGAUUUGUAGGGAGAGUGGCAAAUAGUAAUAAUGUGGUACAGUUUUAUAAAAAAAGGAAACCGCAAUCAUCAGCUUCUAAGAGAAAUUCAAAUAAGAAAAAGAUCCUAUCUGGGAUGGAUAUGAAUAAUGAAGACAUUGAAAGAAUUUUAAACGAGUCAGGUGCUGAUAACGAAUUACAAGUUCAGACUUUAGUUAAUGAUUUCUUAAGUAAAAUGCAAUUAUCUCUAUUACCAGAAUUAGGUAUGAAUGAAGCUGUUAAGCGUUUCGUUGACAAAGAUGAAAAACAUGUUUUAAAAGAAUUCAUUGAUCAAGAAAUUGAAAAUGAAUCCAAUAUUUUAGCUAAGAGCAAAGAUUUCAAUUAUAAUGAAGAUAUUGAAGAAUUAAAGCACUUAAUGAAGCAAGUUAAACAAGCUAAUAUAAAUACUAAACAAACGAAUGAAUUAAAUGGUAAAACUGCAAAUACAACAUCCAAUACUAAAUAUACCUCUGUGAAGAAAGUUGAUUUGGACGAAGAUUUUGUUAUGAAUUCAAAUUCUAAUGCAGAUGAUAAUUCUUUGUCUGGUAUUGUUAGCAAUUCCUAUUCUUCAGAAUCAAUUACAAACAUGGAAGAAGAUGAACUUACGUCAAAAAUAAACGGAACACGUACUAAUAUAAGUUCCAAUUCAAAAUCUUUAAGAUCAACAAAUGUGCCUGCCGAAAAUUCUGCACAGAAGAAAUCACGUUCUAGAACUACUGGUAAUACUUUAAGGAAACCUACAUCUAAACCUGUAACAACCAAAAAGAAAGUUUCACCGAUCUCUGAUUCAGUUGUAAUCUCAGAUGAGAGUGAUUUAGGUCCCGACGAAUUUAUUUCGCAGCUUGAUAAUACAUAUGGUGCUCAGAAUAAUAGCCAAUUCAAUGUAGCUUCUAGUGAAUUUGAUGAUGAUCCAAUAGAAUUAAGUGAUAACGAUAAUUAUAAUCCACCUCCAUCUAAUAAACCAAAACCCGCAAAGAGAAUACCAACUACUAGAAAGAAGUCUACAACAACAUCUAAAUCUAGUAGGUCAACUUCAUCUCGUACACCUAAGACAGAUGUUCUACAGAGUUUACUAAAUCGUAAACGAAGGUAA